GGAAAGUGGAUGGAGGUCACUUGUACUUGCACCCCAAGAUCUCCACAGCAUGCAGACCGGCUGGGGCAGGUUCCUACUCAUGCUCAGCCUCGCGCUGAGUACCAGCGGUUGGAUUGCCGAGGGGGAGACCCCCAGCGACCGGGAUGCCCUUUCCUCAGCCGUUGAGCUGUAUAAUCGGAACUCAGGACUGGAUUCUGCCUUCCGGCUAUUGCAAGUCAAAUCUCCGCCAGCCGGGGAACCUUCGAAUCCAGAUCUUCAGAAGCUGGAACUGACCCUGAAGGAGACCACGUGUCCAAAUUCUCUGGAUUUGAACCUGGACGAUUGUGACUUUAAGGAACACGGGGUGGUGAAAGAAUGUUCUGGAACUUCCUCGGCCCAGCCGGGAUCCCCCGUCCUCCAGAUCAAGUGUGACACCAUCACUCAAGGAAACCGUCGUGUCAAACGGAACGAUAAAGUCCGCAGGUUCUUCAGGAAGCUGAAAAAACGAUUACUCACCGGAGGCGGGUCAGUCAUCGCUCACGCUAAGCCGAUCAGAUUCCAUAUCGCGUGAGAAGAUGCCCAGAUGUUCCCACGCACGCCUGGAAGAAGCCCCCACCCAGUGAAGAUGGUGAGGCGGCCUUCAAAACUGCACCUUCUCCCAAUCUGGUCUUUGAGAGGCCUCCUCCAUUCCUUCAUCUUCUUGUUUCAUAAUAAAACUCCUUAAGUUCUGUU
Molecule: messenger RNA, 711 nt
Organism: Ahaetulla prasina
Lineage: Eukaryota; Metazoa; Chordata; Lepidosauria; Squamata; Colubridae
Product: cathelicidin-6-like
Exons: 4
Coding region: 50-550 (166 amino acids)
Biological process (GO): defense response
Cellular component (GO): extracellular region
Source: RefSeq, a predicted model, not a curated record